AAUUGGGUUAUGGAUUUCAAGAAGUUUUCCGAUCCAGAGUUUGACGUAAAAGAGUGGGUGAAUGCUGUUUUGAUGACACCAAAAGACCAAACCACUGCAUUAGAUGUGCACGCUUCUACGGUAGUGAUGAAGUUGCAGCUUUUGAUACAAGAGGUAAACAGAUCAUUGGAGGAGAUUAGUAUGCAGGUUGUUCAAAGCAUUCCAAGGGUAGUUCGAGAUAUAGAAACAGUCAACCACGAGGCAGCUCUCUUGAAAGAUCAGAUGCAGCUUGUGAAGGAGGACAUCAAGAAGGUUGAAGAGGACACCUCUCAUUCUAUGCGUACUUUAAUGGAGCUGGACAGAAUGAAAAAUCGAGUGGAGCAGACGGCUGAUGCUUUGCAGGAAGCUGACAACUGGACGUCACUCUCUACUGAUAUGGAACAAGUGUUCGCAUCAGAAAACAUUCAAGCAAUAGGCGAUAAGCUGGUCGGGAUGCAGAAGAGCUUGGCCGUGUUACAUGAUAUCCCAGAUUAUGAAGAUCGCCGUCAAAAGUUGGAAUCACUAAAGAAUAAACUGGAGUCUCGGAUUAGCCCCAAACUCAUUAAUGCAUUUAACACCCAUUUACUAAUGGAAGCAAAGUUGUAUUCACAAAUUUUGGUUGAAAUUGACCGGAAAGAGCAGCUGCAGAGAUACUACACAUGCGCACACAAAGCAAGACUUGUGAAGUUGUGGCAAACAGUGCAAAAGGAACGGGCAGAACAAGCAAUGACAGAAUGGCUGCCUAUCUUUCUUGAUGAUCUAACAUCUACAUGGCAUGCUGAGGCAAUCAAGAAAGCUCAUCUGCAUUUCUAUGUUUCUCAGAUGGUCGAUAUUGUACCUCAUAAUUGUUCAGCUAUGAGCCUAUAA
Messenger RNA from Corticium candelabrum, 885 nucleotides. RefSeq names its product conserved oligomeric Golgi complex subunit 7-like. Gene Ontology annotation, biological process: retrograde vesicle-mediated transport, Golgi to endoplasmic reticulum; Golgi organization; intracellular protein transport. The transcript is spliced from 10 exons. Lineage: Eukaryota; Metazoa; Porifera; Homoscleromorpha; Homosclerophorida; Plakinidae. Gene Ontology annotation, molecular function: RNA-directed RNA polymerase activity; RNA binding. The record is from RefSeq and is a predicted model, not a curated record. Bases 10 to 885 code for a protein of 291 amino acids. Gene Ontology annotation, cellular component: COG complex.